Homarus americanus (American lobster) is the source of this 3431-nucleotide messenger RNA. RefSeq names its product protein-tyrosine sulfotransferase-like (gene Tpst). The coding region runs from base 412 to 1689 and encodes 425 amino acids. Gene Ontology annotation, molecular function: protein-tyrosine sulfotransferase activity. Lineage: Eukaryota; Metazoa; Arthropoda; Malacostraca; Decapoda; Nephropidae. Gene Ontology annotation, cellular component: Golgi apparatus. The transcript has 9 exons. Gene Ontology annotation, biological process: peptidyl-tyrosine sulfation. The record is from RefSeq and is a predicted model, not a curated record.
GUGUGGGGGUUAUGAUCAAUCAGUACACUGCUGACUCUCAGAACGUAAGGUAUUACGCCUAUACUGUCGCAGAAUUAUUUAUAUAUUCACUAUUUUGGACAGUUUGUUUGUUAUAAAGAUAAACAACCAUAAGAAAAGAACUGAAAAUCCUUCGUGUGUUGACAAUCAGCUGACUUGUGGAGGAGAGUGGAAGUUAUUGUUGUGGGAGGUUGACCAGGGAGAUCUAGGCUGAGAGGUCAUCAUCCACUUGAAGACUUGACACCAGCUGAUCCUUGACACCGGUAACCUUGGCAACGUAACUUCAAUUAACCUGUGACGAGACUUACGAGAGACAGGCGUACACACAGCCUAUUUGACAGAUAAGGUGAGAGAGAAAUAGUGAGCGAGACGUCUUGAGAUGUCCGUCGUGUGAUGAUGAGGACGAGGACAGGAAGCUGCAAGCCUCUUCUAUCCUCGUCGUCGUUGCCGUCGUCGUGGUACAGGACUAAGGAAGAGGGGGAGGUGCCAGGAGGGCCAGCAGGGUGGUGGUGGGUAGUGAGUGUCAUCUCCCUCACACCUCACCUUGUACGGUACGUCGUGACGGCGAAGUGUAAUGUUGUGAUGUGGAGAAUGAUGCGGCGAUAUCUGCCCCACGCUGUGGUAGGGGCGUUCAUCCUAGUGCUCAUCUACCGCUCUCAGCGUCCUUGCCAAGAGACACUCCAGCGACCACACAAACAGCAUGUAGCAUCUGAUAGUAGUGGGGCGCUGCACAACUAUGAUCGGAGUGAGCCCAUGAUCUUCAUCGGUGGCAUGCCAAGAUCUGGCACCACACUGGCCCGUGCCAUGCUCGACGCUCAUCCUGACAUACGGUGUGGAGAGGAAACUCGAGUAGUGCCGAGGAUACUUCAGAUGAGGCAACAGUGGAAGAGGUCGGCCAAGGAAGCACUGCGGCUACAAGAAGCUGGUGUCACAGAUGAGGUGCUGGAUGAAGCCAUAUCCUCCUUCAUCCUGGACAUAGUGGUAAAUCAUGGACAACCAGCAGCUCGUUUAUGCAACAAAGAUCCCUUCACCCUCAAGUCGGCCACCUAUCUCUCUAAACUUUUCCCCAAUGCCAAAUUUCUCUUUAUGGUGCGGGACGGCCGGGCAACGGUCCACUCCAUCAUAUCCCGCAAGGUAACUAUCACAGGGUUUGACCUAUCAUCAUAUAAGCAGUGUCUGCAAAGGUGGAAUAGUGCUGUACAGACAAUGAACACCCAGUGUGAUGAAUUGGGAUCAACUAAGUGCUUGCCCGUAUAUUAUGAGCAACUGGUCCUACAUCCCCAAGAGUGGAUGAGAAAGAUUUUGGACUUCCUGGGUGUCGAUUGGGAUGACUCUGUACUGCAUCACGAAGAGCAUAUAAAUAAACCUGGUGGCGUAUCUCUGUCCAAGGUUGAGCGAUCGAGUGACCAAGUGAUCAAACCAAUUAACUUAGAUGCUCUUAGCAAGUGGGUGGGCCAGAUACCCAAAGAUGUAGUGGAAGACAUGGCCAACAUAGCCCCCAUGUUGGCAACUCUUGGUUAUGACCCCUAUAGCAACCCUCCAAACUAUGGCCAAGCCGAUGCUUUAGUUGCGAAUAAUACAAAGCGGAUACAAAAGGAGUUGAGUAAGUGGGAGGACCGUGCCGAGGAGGUGCGGAGCAUCUCGAAACAUCGGAAAGGCGACAACACAUGAUCAUCGUCCUCCAGUGUGCUACAUCUCUGGUGUCAUUCCUCUUCAUGGCCAUGUGUGAAUAUGAAUUUGUGUGAUGUUCAGAAAGAUUAGUGUCUAGAGGUGUAGAUAUCAUACCAGUACAGUACCCUUAUUGGAUAUUUUAUGACAAUUAAUUUAACCAACCAGUGUUUUUACCACUUUUUGUUUGUAUUUUUUCUGAGCAUGUAUUGCAUGAGUCUGUCUUGGUACAAAACUUAAAAUGAAAAAAAUUCAUAAGCUUAUCCAUUGUACUUUAUUAUUUAUUUUCAUGUGAAUUUAUUCCUUCAGAAUUUUCAGGUGGCACAAACCAGGUUAUGACAGUAUUGAACAUAAGUGUUAACACAUGCUUUGUAGUGUCUUGGGGUGAUGAAAGGUGGAGUGUAUAGUGUUGACAGGAGUAAUAUUAUUCUUCAUGAGUUUUGUAUACUUGGCAAGUGGUGUGUGACUCCUGGGAAUAAUAGUAUUUAAGUAGUCAUGGAUUUUACAAAAUAUUUCCUAAUGUUGAAAAUGUUGCAGAAUCACUUUGAGUAAUUGAUGUUUGUGAGAAGAGUAUUGCAAGAGUUUUUCAUCUAAUAUUGAUGUGCAAUUGAUAUCAUUGAUAUAUUUUAAAGAACCAACUUAAUAUAAGAUAAUUUCACUUCAGGAGUAUGCAAUCAGGGAUGUGCAACAUACUCUCAGCUGAGGCCCAUGAGAUGUGUGCUAGAGAUCACCACAGGAUCAAAGUCCCAGUUAUGUGCAGUGUACAGAAAAGGGCAUUAACAAUGUUUGGUGAGCCACAGAAAAUAAUCAGGAGUCUAGGUCCAGCCCAUGGAUUGUAGGUUGUAUAUAAGGCCUUUAUGUAAUGGUCAUUUACUUUUGAAAAACUUUGUGUCAUCACUUUAUUUGCAGGAUAUUUCUAUCACAGAUAAUGGACUGGGGGUUAAAUUUUAUAUUGCUGAGAGUUGUUAGGUGUUGUUUGCUGUAAUACACACACACACAUCUGGGCCUAGAUAUUACUUAAACUUGUGGCAGGUCACUGUGUCAUCUGUUAAUAACAACUACAGGUAUGAAUAACUCACUCUAGCAUUGUAGUAAUAGUAAAGUCAGAUACUGUACAAGAAUGUACGUAACCUGUACAUUAAAUAGCCAUCCAAAAUGUUUGAGGUACUAUUCUUGAGGGUGGAGGAAAUGGAAUUACAGAAUGGCAGAUGUCAGUGUUUCAUAUUUUAUAUGUGAACUGUUAUUUGAAUAUCAUUUUAACUUCUAACAUAAAGACACACAAGGUUGGAAUAAUGCAACUGAAAUCAGUCUUGAAGACUGAGUUAUGGUGAACCAUGCCAGAGAGAUGUUGAAUUUCAUAAGCCUUUUUAAUGUUGUAAUGUACGGUUAUCCAAUCUGAAGUUGUAUCACAGGUGCCGUAUAUCAUAAUCAUACAGAAUUGUUUUUUUAAUUUCGCUAGAAUGUCGAUGAUGUACAGCACCAAAUUUGAAACAUAUUAAUUGUCGACAGCAUUGAAAAUUAUUAUAUCUUUUAAUGAAAGAGAAUUCAAUACAUUGUAGUACAUGUAUAAUGCAAUGAAAAAGUUCUUGGAUAGUUAUCCACAUGUAUUUAUGAUCUUACUAAUUAUGAUGCAUUUCAUCUGUUUCAUUAAAUGUAACAUUUAUUAUUGAUAUGUAAUAUGUAAUGCAAGCUGCUAGUAUCAAGCAUUUAGUGUCACUUACAUCCCAUUAAAAAUUUUGAUUUUU